AAGGCAGCAACAGCAGUAGCAGCAGCAGCCGCUGUGGGACAGCGACAGCGGGGGCGGCGCAGGCGCACUGUGCCCGCCGGAGCCUGCAGUUCCAGAGCCGGGUGUGCUGCACCGCCACAGUCUGGGCAGCAGCAGCCAGGGGAGCGCUACUACCAUGAACUGCCUGGUCCUCCUCCCCAGAGCUGCUCAUCCGGGUCGGGCUCGAGAUACAGUUAGGGGACCCGGUCGCCGCCGCGCCCCCUCCUCUUUCUCUUUUCUCUUUUCUCCUUACUCCUCCUCUUCUUCCUCCUCCUCCUCCUCUUCCUCCUUCUCCUCCUCCUCCUCCUCCUCCUCCUCCUCUUCUUCCUCCUCCUCCUCCUCUUCCUCCCCCUCCCCCGCCGCGGAUCCUGGCCACUGCUCCCCAGACCCAGGAUGCCGGGGGGCAAGAGAGGGCUGGUGGCACCGCAGAACACAUUUUUGGAGAACAUCGUCAGACGCUCUAGUGAAUCAAGUUUUUUACUGGGAAAUGCCCAAAUUGUGGACUGGCCUAUAGUUUAUAGUAAUGACGGUUUUUGUAAACUCUCUGGAUAUCAUCGAGCUGACGUUAUGCAGAAAAGUAGCACUUGCAGUUUUAUGUAUGGGGAACUGACAGACAAGAAGACCAUUGAGAAAGUCAGGCAAACUUUUGACAACUAUGAGUCAAACUGCUUUGAAGUUCUUCUGUACAAGAAAAACAGAACUCCUGUUUGGUUCUAUAUGCAAAUAGCACCAAUCAGAAAUGAACAUGAAAAGGUGGUCUUGUUCCUGUGUACUUUUAAGGAUAUUACCCUGUUCAAGCAGCCAAUAGAAGAUGAUUCUACAAAAGGUUGGACAAAGUUUGCCCGAUUGACCCGGGCUUUGACAAAUAGCCGAAGUGUUUUGCAGCAGCUCACUCCAAUGAACAAAACAGAAGUGGUCCACAAACACUCAAGAUUAGCUGAAGUUCUUCAGCUGGGAUCAGAUAUUCUUCCUCAGUACAAACAAGAAGCUCCAAAGACUCCACCACACAUUAUUUUACACUAUUGUGCUUUUAAAACAACCUGGGAUUGGGUGAUUUUAAUUCUCACUUUCUACACCGCCAUUAUGGUUCCUUACAACGUUUCCUUCAAAACAAAACAGAACAACAUAGCCUGGCUGGUGCUGGACAGCGUGGUGGAUGUUAUUUUUCUCGUAGACAUUGUUUUAAAUUUCCACACGACUUUUGUUGGUCCUGGUGGAGAGGUCAUUUCUGACCCCAAGCUCAUAAGGAUGAACUACCUGAAAACUUGGUUUGUGAUAGAUCUUCUGUCUUGUUUACCUUAUGACAUCAUCAAUGCCUUUGAAAAUGUGGAUGAGGGGAUCAGCAGCCUCUUCAGUUCUUUGAAAGUGGUGCGUCUUCUACGUCUGGGCCGUGUUGCUAGGAAGUUGGACCAUUACCUGGAAUACGGUGCUGCUGUAUUGGUGCUGUUGGUGUGUGUAUUUGGACUAGUCGCUCACUGGCUAGCCUGCAUUUGGUACAGCAUUGGGGAUUAUGAAGUCAUUGAUGAAGUCACGAAUCGCAUCCAAAAUGAUAGCUGGCUUUAUCAGCUGGCCAUGAGUAUUGGGACGCCUUAUCAGUACAAUACCAGUACAGGGGCAUGGGAAGGAGGACCCAGCAAGGACUCCUUGUAUGUCUCCUCCCUCUACUUUACCAUGACAAGCCUUACCACAAUAGGAUUUGGAAACAUAGCUCCAACCACUGACGUGGAGAAGAUGUUUUCUGUGGCCAUGAUGAUGGUUGGCUCCCUCCUAUAUGCAACUAUUUUUGGAAAUGUUACUACAAUUUUCCAGCAAAUGUAUGCUAAUACCAAUCGAUACCAUGAGAUGCUGAACAAUGUCCGUGACUUCCUAAAAUUGUAUCAAGUCCCUAAAGGCCUUAGUGAGAGAGUAAUGGAUUAUAUCGUCUCCACAUGGUCUAUGUCAAAAGGCAUUGACACAGAGAAGGUCCUCUCCAUUUGUCCAAAGGACAUGAGAGCAGAUAUCUGUGUGCAUCUGAACCGCAAGGUUUUUAAUGAGCAUCCUGCCUUCCGGCUGGCCAGUGAUGGAUGCCUACGCGCCUUGGCAGUGGAAUUCCAAACAAUUCACUGUGCUCCAGGAGACCUCAUCUACCAUGCUGGAGAAAGUGUGGAUGCCCUCUGCUUUGUGGUAUCAGGAUCCCUCGAAGUUAUACAGGAUGAUGAGGUGGUGGCUAUUUUAGGAAAAGGGGAUGUAUUUGGAGAUAUCUUCUGGAAGGAAACCACCCUUGCCCAUGCUUGUGCCAAUGUCCGGGCGCUAACAUACUGUGACUUACACAUCAUCAAGCGGGAAGCCUUGCUCAAAGUCCUGGACUUCUACACAGCUUUUGCAAACUCCUUCUCAAGGAACCUCACUCUCACUUGCAAUCUAAGGAAAAGGAUUAUUUUCCGUAAAAUCAGCGACGUGAAAAAGGAAGAGGAGGAGCGUCUUCGGCAGAAAAACGAGGUCACCCUCAGCAUCCCAGUGGACCACCCUGUCCGGAAGCUUUUCCAAAAGUUCAAGCAGCAGAAGGAACUAAGAAAUCAAGGAUCAACCCAGAGCGAUCCCGAAAGGAACCAACUUCAGGUGGAGAGCCGCUCCUUACAAAAUGGGGCUUCCAUCACUGGCACCAGCGUAGUCACCGUUUCUCAGAUCACCCCAAUCCAGACUUCUCUGGCCUACGUGAAAACCAGUGAGUCCCUCAAACAGAAUAACCGAGAUGCCAUGGAACUCAAGCCAAAUGGCAGUGCUGACCCAAAGUGUCUCAAAGUCAACAGCCCCAUGAGAAUGAAGAAUGGAAAUGGAAAAGGCUGGUUACGCCUCAAGAAUAAUAUGGGUGGCCACGAGGAGAAAAAAGAAGACUGGAAUAACGUCACGAAGGCUGAGUCAAUGGGUUUAUUGUCAGAUGACCCCAAAGGCAGUGACUCAGAGACCAGUGUGACGAAAAAUCCUUUAAGGAAAACAGAUUCUUGUGACAGUGGAAUCACAAAAAGUGAUCUCCGUUUAGACAAAGCUGGUGAGACUCGGAGUCCACUGGAGCACAGCCCUAUUCAGGCUGAUGCAAAACAUCCCUUUUAUCCCAUUCCCGAGCAGGCCUUACAGACCACACUGCAGGAAGUCAAACAUGAACUCAAAGAUGACAUUCACCUGCUAAGCUGCAGAAUGACUGCCCUGGAAAAGCAGGUGGCAGAAAUUUUGAAACUACUCUCUGAAAAGAACAUACCCCAGACCUCCUCGCCCAAAUCCCAAGUGCCACCGCAGGCACCUUCCCAAAUACCAUGUCAGGAUAUUUUUAGUGUUUCGAGGCCGGAGUCACCCGAAUCUGAAAAAGAUGAAAUCCACUUUUAAUAUUAUAUAUACAUAUAUAUUUGUUAAUAUAUGGAAACAGUAUAUACAGCUAUAUACAUGUGUGUAUAUAUAGUAUAUACAUAUAUUUUCACUUGCUUUCACUAUGACUUGAACAAAACAAGGAUUUUGAUAUGUAAAUAUUGCAUGUCCAGCUGGAUUCUGGCCUGCCAAAGAAGAUGACUAUUGAUAACCUAGAUCUUGCUUGUAUAAUAUGCAGUUGACUGCAUGCACACUUUACAAUUAUUUAUAAUCUAUUAUAUAAUAAAAAAGGAUGAUUUUGUUUGUUUAACAAAGGCAAUGUACUAUUUAAAAAAAAAUUCAGGGUCCAACCUGCUAGGAUUCACGUGAGCAUUUUGAUCUCAGGCUGGGGUGGGUUGAGCUCUCAUUCCUUCUGUUUUUUGUUUGUUUGUUUUUUUUUAGUUUGAAUUAUAGAUAAUGCCAAUGAGGAAGUUAACUUUUUCAAACUGUUAAUCUCAUUUUAUGAUCUCUCUUCAUGGAGUAUUUUCUAUGUACUUUGGAUUAGGUUUCUAUUCACCACUAGGCUAGUCCUUUAUUCCAUUUUGAAGGGCCUCUUGAGAGCUCUAUGUCAAGUGUAGGGAGUAAGGGGAAUGGAUCGCUAGGGGCUUUCUGUGUGGAAUACAUUUUCUUUCAGCUAUUCUUCUCCUUUUUUUCCCAUGUAACAUUUAGGUAUGAAUCACAGACAAUCUCAGACGAGAACCCUAGCACUCUCUUUUUUAAGAAAACUGUUAUCUUUUCUUAAACUGACUUUUACCAACACCAGGAAUGUUGAACUAUGACUAGUGUAGGCCAUUAUAGAAAUACUAGACUAUUUAAAGGUUUAUCACCAUUUGUUUUAGGUAAUCUGAUUUUCUAAGGAUACUAAUUGUUCUAAAUGUGGUUUUCUAAAACCUGAACAUGAUGGCAGUGAAUGAGAAAAAAGUUUGCAUUUCAGAAUGAUUGUAAAUUAUUGGUUGUACUUUAAAAAGUAUACUUGUAAUUCACAAAGGGUAGAAUUUAGUAUGGGACUUUUGGUGGAAAGUCUUAUUAGUUUGGAAAAUGUCUAUGGGUAACUGUCUUGAAAAGAAAUAAGAAGUAACCUAUCUCAAAGUAGAUGCUUAAAAAUGAAAUGUGACUCAAACCAGAGGACUGCUUUUAUGAAGACUUUUUUUUUCCCAGUCAAAAUUUUCUAAAGAUUUUUCUUUGUAUACAAAUUUGGUUCUGCCACUAGAUGACUGCAGUGUUGACAAAAUAGACCCCUAUGGCUCAAAAAGACACUCUGUGGAAAGGUGUAAACUUUUAAUUCUUUUGUUUUUGUCAUAAAUCCUCUUCUUAGAAAGUGCCUAUUAAAACUUUUAAAAAAUAUACAAGGAGCUGCUUAAAGCCAGUCACUAAUGAAAUGUAUAUUUAUAAUUAAAAUCCAUACCAAAAUCCAUAUCCACUACAAAGAUGAAAAAAAUCCACAAAUUUCUUUUUCAAUAGGUAAACAUUAUGUAUUUAAAUAGCUCUGAGGUGUAUAUUUUCCUUUUGGUGUAUGCAUGACUUUUACAAGUGAUACUAGUGGGAGUCAGCUGUGUGUCAAGGGGAGAAUAUACUCUAUUCAUUUGUGUAUGUGGUAUGCAUUUGAAAUGUGUGAUACUGCUAAAUACAUAUCCAUGUAUAUAUGUAUGUAUAUAUAGAUAUACCUCUGAAGAAUAUACAUACAUACAUAUAUAGGCAUGUGUAUUCUACAUACAUGUUAUAGCACAGAAAAGAUGACAGUGGAACCAAAGAAGAUGUUUCUGUCUACUAUGGCAAUACUUAAAUUUUAAUGAUCAUUCUUUACCUUUUCUCUCCUCCAAUCCAACCAAAUCUAUUAAUAUCUAUAAGCAAAAUAUUCAGUCAAAUAAAAUCAUGGUCUGACUUGAGAACUAUAAAGCAGUACUGUAAAAUCUAACUUUACACCCAAGUCAAUAAUAAAAUAAAAUAAAAUCAUAUCCCCUAGCCUAAUAACAUGAAGGGUUUGGGAUCGUAGAUUAAUAUUUUAUACAUUUUUCUCUACCUCUUAGCUUCAUGUUCUAGAGACCAGUACUUAAUUUGGUUUACCCUUGUUAGGUGUCUUCUAUGAAGCAAGGAAAUCUACAAAUAAAAUUGGCAUUGAACCUCAAUGAACCUCCCCACUCCUUAUAUAUCUUCAAUAUGUGCCUAUCUCUCCCAAGAGCCUCACCGAGGAUGUAAGUUUGAGGCUGUAGGUAAUAUUUCCCUUUCUUUAUACACACAACUUCCAUUAAUAAUAAAUGGGAGCCUUUAGACGAGAUCAUAAAUGAUGAUAUCUGCUCUACUCCAGGCAUGAUAGAAAGAGUUGAUUAUAACUCAGUUCAUCAAUCAGCCUUUGCCAAAUAGAGAUUUCUUUGCUCGUACGGUUUGGCUAGUGCCCCUCUCACUUAGCCACUUCUCUCAUCCUCUGCCCCAUCAUUGGCAAAAGGAAGAUGGCAGUGGAUGGUCUCUAAGGUUCCUUCAUGUGCUAACAUUUCAUGGAUCUAUAAUUCUCUCAUGGCCUGUGUGUGUGUGUGUGUGUGUGUGUGUGUGUGUGUGUGUGUGUGUAUUUAACUAUGUAUGGGACACAGUUGAGGUUUUUAAAGGGGAAACAGGUAGAAAAUAUGAUCUGAGCCCACCAAUUUGUUCCUUCCAGUUCCAUUUUUACUCCAUAUACUGGCUCAAAUGGAAGUCCAUGAAAAUAUUCAGCUUUCCAAGUUAUUACCAGGUUCAGGUAGUUGAUUAUAAUCAUGAAACAGAGCAUCAGACACCAUUCUCUGUCCUCGAAUAGAAGGAAAAUCAUGGUACCAGAGUAGUAUGAGUUCUCAAGCAGAAAAAAGGUAGCAUCAAUUGCUUUUCAGUGAACGCCUUGGUGUUUUUGUCCCAGUCAUCUCCUUUUUUUGUCUGCAUGGCCUGGUCAUGGUGCUGACCGCAUGUGUUCAUUGAACAUUGUAUAUAUAGUUUUCCUCUAGGUUUCCAGGAAGGACAAUUCCUGUCUACUGAUCUAAUACAAACAUAUUUAAGGGUGAACACUUGCUUUAAUAAGUGCAAUAAUUAUAGAAACAUUUUCUGUGUUGUCUCAAUCAGCACAUGAGUGGUAACCUCUCUUUUGGGGGGACCAAAUGACUGCAUGUUUUAUUUUACAAUUGCUCUUGGUGCAUACAGAAAACUGUUUUUUUUUAAAGAUAUACAUUAUAUAUACAUAUAUUUAUGUAUAUCUUUCUGACCAACACACUAAUAUGAGUCAAUAUAUGUCUUGAAAAUUCAAACUUUUCCAAAGCAACUUAUACAUCUUAAAUAUUUUUUCUAUGUAUAAUAUUAUCAACUAUUAUAACUUGGAUGAUUAGAUAAAAUAUAAUAGAGAUUUUUUAAAAAUGGAAAUAUGAACUAAGUAUCACAAAUAAGUAAGGUUCCUCUGUUUGCACCAGGAUAUGUUGCUAAAAUGUGGUCUAAUGGGGAAUCCAGAGAGAAUAAGCAAUAAGGCCAGAGCUACAUUAUAAUAAAAAGAUGGGAGAAAAACAUAUAGAGGAAUUUAAAAGUACAGGAAUUCUUUAAAAAAUGCAAGAAAUUUAAAAGCUACAUCAACACAUUAAUUCCAUCUUACAAGGUCAUUCUUAAGGAGAAGCCUGCAUAGAUAUAAUCAAAGCCUAUUGUUCAAACGUGUAUAUGUGUGUGUUUAUAUAUAUCUGUCAUGUUUGUGGAGAUGAGGGCAAAAAAAUUAGAAAUUUCAUAGUUUUGUAAGUUUUCUUGCUCAAAUUCUGCAAGAAGAGAUUAAAUUGCUCCUUGAGAAUACAGUAAUUUAGGAGAGAUAUUAACUUUGCCAAGUUGGGUAUCAUUUUAUAAAUUAAUUCUCCCCUGGGGAGCUAUAGAGUCAAAUACAGUAAGUCCAAAUGCUUAACUUAAAGUCAAGGAAUAAUUGACUCACUUAUGGUAUUUAGGCCAUUUGAUUCUUAAUUUUUUUUAAAGCGAAUUCUCUUAAGAACUUUUUCAGUCCUGAGCACAAUGCUUUUGCCAAGUACAGUAGCUGGUCUUUGUGAAAUGAUGUUGUCUCAGGCUAAUGGAAUCAUCUGGCUUGUAUUUCUGAUAUAUUUGUUCUAAUUCUCUUGUCUAAAAUUUCAUGUAGGAAAUGAGAACAUUUGUCUAAAUUUUCUGUAUCAUGCAUGUAUAUUUUAAAAAAAAGAUAAUAAGGUUAGUAUCUUUUGGAUAUACUUUCUUGGUUGUUUCUGGGCACUUUUUUUGUGAUUAGGGAGAAUAUUUCCCCUCCAGGAAAGAAGUUGGGAAAGACAGUGGAAUAAUAACCAUCCAUAUUUUGCCACAAAUUGACAAAUAUCACUUUGGAUGUUAUUUUAUAUCUUUAAGAUUCAAGUUGCCCAUCAAUGAAAACUUAAAUGAAGAUGAUGCCCUCUUUCUCCUUGAAUCAUGGCAUCUGAGGAAUGCAUCUAUGAAUAUUUUGGGUUUUUUUCCGAGCUCAACUAGUACAAUUUCCUCACUUACAUGAGAAAAUAAAGGGCUUUGCAUAUAUCUUGUAAGAUCAGAGACACUUGCUUUCUGCAUAAACUCAAAGAAACAAUUGUCAAAUGAAAUUUUCAUAACAUUUUAUUUGUGAAGUAGAUGAUCCCAGAACAUGGCAUCUAUCCAAACAUUUUAUUUCAUUUUGGGUGAAUGCAUAAUGAGUAAUAUUUGUUAUGAGUAAAUGGAGAAAUUUAAUUUAAUUUUUAUUAAUUUCCCUCAGAUCUCAUGUCAGAAUGAAACGAUGAAUAGAAUUUGGCAAGUGACGAGUUUCAUAAAGCAUAAAAAUUAUUUGGGUAUUUGGAAAUACUGUGCAUAUUAAAGCUGAGGGAAAGAAAGGUAUGGUGGUUCUUUAAGAAAGAAAAUGAAUAUUGUUUUUUUUGUUUGCUCAAUAUAAUGAAAUUAUUCAAUGGUAUAUGCUUGCUAACUUUUUGUGUGUGUUCAGGGAAGUUAAUCUACUGUACCACAGGUAUAUAUUUAUAAUUUUUUUUUUACUUUAUAUACUCACAAUGAGUUUGUAUUUCAACCUUCCUUGAGUGAUUACUAUGGACUGAGCAGGUAGUUUCUUCAGGUGUUUCUAUACUAAAAUGAUUCUGAAAUCUUAAAAAAUAUACAGAUUUGUCUAUGCAUUUAUCUCUACAAUAAAAUACUUUCUAAAAAAAGACUCAUCUUCAAACCA
Messenger RNA from Monodelphis domestica (gray short-tailed opossum), 8578 nucleotides. RefSeq names its product potassium voltage-gated channel subfamily H member 5 (gene KCNH5). Lineage: Eukaryota; Metazoa; Chordata; Mammalia; Didelphimorphia; Didelphidae. Gene Ontology annotation, molecular function: voltage-gated potassium channel activity. Gene Ontology annotation, biological process: potassium ion transmembrane transport; regulation of membrane potential. The record is from RefSeq and is a predicted model, not a curated record. Gene Ontology annotation, cellular component: plasma membrane; voltage-gated potassium channel complex.